This is a messenger RNA of Hemicordylus capensis (graceful crag lizard), 597 nucleotides long. Its product is annotated as phospholipase A2, minor isoenzyme-like. The record is from RefSeq and is a predicted model, not a curated record. Gene Ontology annotation, biological process: arachidonate secretion; lipid catabolic process; phospholipid metabolic process. Gene Ontology annotation, molecular function: phospholipid binding; calcium ion binding. The coding region runs from base 1 to 597 and encodes 198 amino acids. The transcript is spliced from 5 exons. NCBI's taxonomy places the organism in Eukaryota, Metazoa, Chordata, Lepidosauria, Squamata, Cordylidae.
AUGCCGCCAGCCUCCAAAAUGCCACCUCCACCAGGAAAAGAGCAGGAACAGCCCUUGCAGGACCGGGGAGGACGGCAGAGGGAGAUGAAGAUGAAGGAGACAGCCCCCAUGGCCAUGCCAGCACUCCCCAAGGCCACUGGACCCGUGGUGUUGUGGCGCAGGAAGUCGUGGAGUUCCUCAGAGACAGUCUGUGCCAUGACGUCUUCCCCGAUGCCACGAGCUCUGUGGCAGUUCCGGACAAUGAUCCGAUGUGCCAUUCCGGGCAGCCGACCACUCAGCGAGUACAACCAUUACGGAUGUUACUGUGGACUUGGAGGCGCCGGGACACCUGUGGAUGAACUUGACAGGUGUUGUCAGAUCCAUGACAACUGCUAUGGAGCUGCUGCAAACGUCCCCAAGUGCUAUUCCUUUCUUCACAACCCCUAUACCAAGAUCUACGACUACUCCUGCUCUGGGACCAACAUCACCUGUGCGAGUGACAACGAUCCUUGUCAAAUGCAUGUCUGUCAGUGUGACAGAGCUGCUGCCAUCUGCUUCUCCGGGGCCCGCUAUAUCGAAGAGCACAAGAGCCUGGACAAGAAGAAAAAUUGUCAGUGA